GGUGUCGCGGAUGGAGUGGCUGAAGGCGCCAUCGACGGGAACGGGGCGGGGGAUGAGGGGCGAGCCGACGACGUUGAGGAGCAUCUGGAGGGCGAUGUCGGUCCUGCCGGCGGCGACGAGGACCCCUUCGCCGUCGCGCUGGCGAAGUGCGCCAACCGCCCGCCGGGACCCACCAUCGAGGAGCUCUUCACGUGGACCGGCUAUGCAUAUAAAUUUAUAUCUGCAAAAUAAAAUAUUUAAUAUCUGCAUAUAAAUAUUUAAAAAUAGAAUUUAUAUGGUAAUAGUAAAAAUAUUCUUUGAUUAGAUAGAUCAUGAAUAUUUUUUUAUGUUUCAGUUAGAUAACAGAUUUUUUGCAAAAUUUAUAAUAGGAAUAAAAAAUUAUUCUGUUGCGCGAAAUUAGACCCAUUAUUCUUAUGGGAUUAGAAAUAAAUAGAUCUAGAUUUCAUAAGCUUCAAUAACUUACAACGCGCUAGCCUUCAUCCCUUCUAGAGAAGAACAAAGAUGUUCUACUCACACUCGUUGUUGGCUAAGAAGACGCCUCUUGGAAUGGUGUGGAUUGCUGCCCACUCCCAGAAGAUGAAGAAGACUCAGAUUGACUGGGUCGACAUCCAGUCUUCUGCAGAUGAUAUUAUGUAUCCUCGAGCUCCAAUUGCUUUGAGACUGUCGGGACAUCUUUUGGUUGGCCUUGUCAAAAUAUACUCGUGGAAAGUGAAUUAUCUUUUCCAGGACUGUAACAGAAUGUUAACAAAUACAAGGGUGGUUGUUGCUUCGAUACACAUCAAUUUACCCACAAAUGCAGAUAAAGCGUCAUUUAAGUCUAUAACAUUACCUGAGACCUAUAACCUUGAUGCAUUGGAGGUAGAGGAAUCAAUCAAUCUUAUUGAUGGCCCAGACAAUCACCAAAAAGAUUAUGAGCAAAUAACUUUGACAGCUUCAGUAGAGCAAGAACAAUAUGUGGCUUUCUUCAUUGAUAAGGAUAUCAAUACAAAUUCAUCAAUACAACUACAAACUAGACAUGAUGCAGAGCCCAUGGAAGCAGAUGUGUUGCCGCCAUUAGAUGAUGAUUUGGAUGUCAGCUGAGCUCUAAAUUCUGCAUCUUUUGAAGGUCCCGGUUCAAAUAUUCAUGGCAAUGGUUUUUUUCAAACUUUUGAUUCCAACAACAAUAUUCAAAAUUU
This is a messenger RNA of Zingiber officinale, 1175 nucleotides long. Its product is annotated as sister chromatid cohesion 1 protein 3-like. NCBI's taxonomy places the organism in Eukaryota, Viridiplantae, Streptophyta, Magnoliopsida, Zingiberales, Zingiberaceae. Gene Ontology annotation, cellular component: synaptonemal complex; cohesin complex. The transcript is spliced from 6 exons. Gene Ontology annotation, molecular function: chromatin binding; protein binding. The record is from RefSeq and is a predicted model, not a curated record. Gene Ontology annotation, biological process: synaptonemal complex assembly; replication-born double-strand break repair via sister chromatid exchange; mitotic sister chromatid cohesion. Bases 502 to 1080 code for a protein of 192 amino acids.